ACAGCCGCCAUUUGCGGGCAGAAAAGAUGUCUGAUAUGAGAAAUAUUCGUGAUAUAUAACAACAAAUUUUCGUGUUAUUAGAUUGACUUAAUAACCAUGGCAACCAGAGUAGGCAGCCGUGUGGAAGUAAUUGGUAAAGGUUUACAUGGAAAAGUGGCAUAUGUAGGAUCUACAUUAUUUGCAAGUGGUAAAUGGAUUGGUAUUAUAUUGGAUGAUGCUAAGGGUAAGAACAAUGGCACUGUUCAAGGGAAACGUUACUUCAAUUGCCAAGAUAACCAUGGUAUAUUUGUAAGGCAGUCACAGAUCAGCUUGUUAGAAGAAGGAAGUACACCGUCAUCUAGUAAUGCUUCUCCAACACCAUCACCAACACCCACACCAACUCCAGAACCUGUAAAGCCAGAGAAAACAGCCACGCCAAGACCAACUGCUUUGAAAUUACCUGAACGACAUGGAGAACGAGAUGGACAGAAGACAAAAUCCCUCUCCAAAAAGAGCCUUGCAAACUCAGCUAAAAAAGAAGUCAGAGAAGUUCAAGAAGUCCAAGUUGAGAAGCUGGAGCCCGGUCCUCCACCACAAGCUGCAGCAUCACUGGACAGCGGAGUGGGACAGAACAAAGUAUUGGAAUUGCAACUAGAGAAUGUCAAGCUGCAACAAGAGUUGGAUAGCUCUAAAGCUGAUGUUACAGAUCUGUAUGAAAAACUGGAGACAUUGAAGAUCAAAAGAAAUGAAGAUAAAGUCAAACUCAAAGAGUAUGAGAAAGUUAGAAUUCAGUUACAGCAGAUGCAGGAACAUAAAUCCAAGAUGGCUGAAGCACAGUCAGAUUUGAUGAGACAACUCCAAGAAGCUAAAAGGACUGCAAAGGAAGCACUGGAAGAGAGAGAUAGAAUGGAGGAACAGUCAUCAGAAGUCUUGGAAACCAUAGAGAUGGCUACCUUGGAUAAAGAAAUGGCUGAAGAAAAGACCGACACCUUACAGAAAGAACUGGAUGAAUACAAGGACAGAUUGGAAGAAGCAGUUACUGAAUUAGAAAUUCUUAAAAGUGAGAUCGAAGAAGGAGGUGCGGAUGGCGUGGCUAAUACUUACCAGAUGAAACAGAUGGAACAACAGAAUCAGAGGCUAAAAGAAGCCUUAGUCAAAAUGCGGGAUUUAUUAGCAAAUGAAAAACAGGAAUUUCAAAAAAUGAUGAAGGAAAAAGAAAAAUUAUCAUCAGAUUAUCGAGAUUUAAAGAAUUCCAAAGAGCGAAUCACCAAGGAUUAUAAGGAAGCAGAGAAUCAACUGAUUGAAUUACAGGAACAGGUGGAUGCUGCCCUCGGUGCUGAAGAGAUGGUAGAAACUUUGACUGACAAGAACCUGGCACUUGAAGAUAAAGUCAAAGAAAUGGAAGAAACAAUUAAUGAUCUUGAACAACUCGCAGAUAUGAAUGAGGAGCUACAGGAAAGUAGUAGAGACACAGAAAUGGAGCUAAGAGAAGAACUUGAUAUGACCAAUAAUAAAGUUACAGAAGCAUAUCACAAACUGGAAGCUAGCCAAGAAACCAUUGCUGAUUUACAGGCAACUAUUAAUAAAUUCAGAGAGUUGACAACAUCACUACAGGAAAAGAACCGUGAAUUACGAAGUAAACAAAUGGAAUCUGAAUCUGAAUCAGUACCAGAUCUUAUGUCUCCUGAACAACCACAAUUUGAUUUCAAGGUCAAGUUUGCUGAAGCCCAAGCACAUGCAAAGGCGGUUGAAAUGGAAUUGAGAAAGUUGGAAGUACAGCAAGCUAAUCAACACAUUAAUUAUCUGUGUUCUUUCAUGCCUGAUACAUUCCUCAGACGAGGAGGUGAUCAUGACUGUAUACAAGUAUUAUUGUUGAUUCCAAGAUUAAGAUCUAAAGCUGCAUUAAUUAUAAAUCAGAUCAGAGACAAGUGUGAAAUUCCUGAGAAACUAGAUCGAGAAAUGGUUGUAAAGACGACCAUGUCUGACCAGUUAGCAUACUACAACUAUCUCACCUACUUGCUUGUACGGCUGCAAUCCAUUCUUCAUAGAUAUGAAAGAGCCUUGACAACAUGUGAUGUAGACCUGUACUGUAAAGUUGGUACUUUAUAUCCUGAAAUGGCACAACAUGAGAGGGCUUUAGAUUUGUUGAUUGAUUAUCUGAGGAAGGACCAGGUUUGUUGA
This is a messenger RNA of Saccoglossus kowalevskii, 2160 nucleotides long. Its product is annotated as dynactin subunit 1-like. Gene Ontology annotation, cellular component: kinetochore; spindle pole; microtubule associated complex. Lineage: Eukaryota; Metazoa; Hemichordata; Enteropneusta; Harrimaniidae. The record is from RefSeq and is a predicted model, not a curated record. Gene Ontology annotation, biological process: establishment of mitotic spindle orientation; nuclear migration.